AUGUCUGUCGACAGCUUUAUUCAGCCCCGCGCAAGUGUCGACAGCAGCGAGCAUUCUUCAGCGCCUCAUGCGCAUCUCAGGACACCCCUGAGAUCUGCAGAUCCCGCGCUGGACCCGAGAUGGAACAUGUCCUUGACAAACGCCGCGGAGAGACACGCAUAUUUGGAAUCUAUCGCGGGAGAGUUGCCAGAGAUUGAUCGAAGGGUCCUCACUGCGUCUGCUGGUACUCCACCUUCGGGAUCGCACCACCCCCCGUCAGCGUCGAGAGCACUGUCGGAUACUGAAGACGGCCAUGGCGGGGGAGGGACGAGGAGGACGAGUAUGCUGAGGAACAGGCUCAUGCAAGGGCGCAAUCUGGGCUCUCUCAACAGGGCCCCAGGCGGCUCACAAGGUGGCGGGUCCAGUGCGCCGACCGUCCCGCCUUUGGUCGGUAGCGGUAGUGGCGCAUAUCCCUUGUCAAACGACGCGAGAGCGGGCUCAUCUUCGUCUUCAGUCACCACAGUCCCGACGACGCGAAGACUAGCCGUCUCGUCGGCUGGCACCAACCCGACGGCUUCGUUUCCGCACGCGCCCUCUGCGUCCUAUCCGCAACAGAUUCCGCUUCCUACCUCUCCACCGCCAGAACCACGCCGCGCCAAUGCUCCGGGUCCGAUCACCGUCAGUCGUCAACGGACCACGAGCAUUGCAGGAGCGGCCAUGCCCUCGCCUGGUUUCCAAGCUUCUCACACGAGCCAACCUCUCCAACUACUCACGACAAGGGAUUCAAACGUACAACCCAUCAACGAUCCAGAGUACUGUUUGGCCUUUGUAGGGGCCAAAGGGUGCGGAAAGUCGACUCUCAUUCGCAAGAUUAUCAAAAACUACAACCUGGCAGAUACAAGUGUGAUUCAAGUUGCAGGUUCUACCGGGUUGGUCAAACCCGCCACCCCACACCUAGGGCUUUUCCAGUCACUUACUUGCCUUUUCCGAGCAGUCUCCUAUACCGACUUGCGCAUCGAUGGCCCUGUCCCAAAGACGGUCCGCAUUUUCGAACUGGACACCGCGUUGAGCACGCCAGAACAACCAUGGCCUUUACCGAAUCAAAGAUUAGAUGGUGUCAUGAUCUGUUACGAUGUUUCAGAGCCUAGUUCGUUUACUCGAGUGAUGGAUGUGAUUGCCGGAUUUACUGGUCAUAACCUCUCCAUCAUCGCCCUUGCAUGUAAAUCUGACCUCGAAAUGGCUGUUCUGCCCCGUGACGCCGAUUUGGCCUUGCGUCAGUUUGGAGUCGGUCUCAUCGAAGUCACGGCCAACACAGAGGAUGGGAAAAAGAAGAUGAGAUCGGCAUUCUCUUGGGCAAUCAAAUCCAUUGGAAGACAUCGCCGUGGCAUGCUUGACCUGUCAGAUCCAUCUCAUUUAAACCCAGCCUCACCCCAAGCAUUGCGUGGCUCGCAACCGUUCUGGGACGGUCUAACGACGACCUCGGGAUCCGACACUGCGGUCCAUUCGCUUACUUCUGGUGGCCGCCAAUCCAAUGGCUCGAUGCCAGCCAUUCUACCGACCGAUAGUCAUGGAACUAGCGCAAAGCAGCUGUCGAAUGGCAGAUCCCCAACCCUCCCGUCUACUGCCCGCACGUCCUUCGACUCUGUCAUGGCAGAGUCUGACACUCUACGGUCCGCCACACCUCCACUGCGUCACUCGCCCUCGUCACCGACAAAUUCGCCCAUACGAACGCGGUCCGCAAACGACAUGGUCGCGGACACUCCAGUUCGGCCUGGGACAGGAACCGGCACUGCCACUAGCACCUCCGCUACAGCGUCUCCUCACCCGGGAGCAUCAGAUGGACCGCUUCCAAGAACGGCUAGCUCUUCCUCCGCUCAACAGACUCCUUUGCAAGGAAGAACCGGGGGAACCAACGACGGAACAGCCGUCGCCCCUGACGUGGCGCGCAAUCAUGACAGCACCUCGCUGCAAUGGGCUACGUUGGACGAAAUCUUGGACAAAUUGCUCUUUGUCUCCGUCUCGGGAGAUGAUCCCGUCUUCAUCCAGCACUUUUUCCUCACCUAUCGCCGCUUUGCGAGCCCGCGGAGCGUCCUUCUUGGCAUGCAGAAACGGAUGAUACAACUGAGCAAAGAAACUCGUGAUCCACUGCUUGCAAAGUUUGCCCAGAUGCGCAUAUGCAACCUCUUGUCUCAGUGGAAGGACAAUUAUCCGACCGACUUUGGAGCUCCAGGCACCUUUGGUGCACUUUCAGCUCUGCUCAAGCAAAUCGUCUCAAACGUUCAUCUUGUCCACUAUGCGUCCGACUUGUUGCCUUUCUUGGAGGAAGUGCCGAACCUCACGGACCGCGAGGCAUCAUGGAGUAAAAAAGAGGACACGGUUGGUGUGGAUAGCGAUGAUGAAGUUGCAGACGGUACAGACGAAGACGCCGUCCUGGCAUUGGAAGAUGACGAAGAGACUUACCUCGGUAAGGCAAAGGGCGCGUUUGAAAAGCGACCACCCGCGUCGUCAAACCCAGGACCACCACCCCAAACCACUCAAAGACCGUAUCCGCCCAAAGCGUCCUCUUCUGCACCCGAUGUUGCCACCGUUUCUAGCCAGCCCUCGAUGCCAGCGCAGCCCCGAUUGCCAACCGGCUCGUCUCAUCUCCAGCAGGCGCCUGAAAAGGUUAUUACAUCCACGCGCAUCACUGGAAAGCAACCUCGCGUAAAUCCGCGAGAGCUUAUGAACGUUGCGAAUGCCAUUCAAAACAUGGAAACCGUGCAUAUUGCUCAAGAAGUGACACGGCGGAUGCUGCUGCUCUUCCGACGAAUAGAAGCGCGGGAUUGGUUGCGACGAACACUGAGUAACAAGGAUUACGAUAAAGAGAAUGAUUCCAUCGGCCAGCUGGGACAUCUUUUCAACUACUUGUGUUGCUGGGUGUCGGCCAUGAUCGUCGUCUUUGAUCGUCCGAGCGCACGUGCUAAAAUUAUGGAGAAGCUAGUCAUGGUGGCAAAAGCUCUCCGUCAACUCAACAAUUAUAUGGGGAUGAAAGCCUUUGUGGCCGGGAUCAACAGCGUGAGAGGAAACGAUGACGAGGAGCUCACGCAGAUCAUGAUGGCGAAACCGAACUCGCUUUGGAAAGGGUUCCAGAGCUUGCACGUCCUUCUCAACUCCAGGGCUAUGGGCCAGACUUACCGUCUAGCCUUGAAACACACUGUGGGACCUGCCAUUCCAGACUUGGAACGGCAUGGUUCCGAUCUGUUCAGGACGGAGGAGCGUAAUCUCGACUACCAUCCGCAAAAUCCCAACCUCAUUCAUUGGGGCAAGUUUACACUGAUGGGAAAACUUGUCGGAACGAUUACACUGUACCAAAACCGGUGCUUCACGAUGCCCGAUUACAGGGACCUUGAGGAACGCCCAACCAUUGGCAACUUGGUGUUCAACCAGGUUGUAUGGGACUACGACACGCUCAUGAUUCGUGAAGCUCGUGCUUUGGAGGAGGCGCGGAUAAACGAGUCGUCUGGGAAACGAGGGUGGAAGUUAUAUUUCAAAUGA
Messenger RNA from Serendipita indica DSM 11827, 3513 nucleotides. The record is from the annotation of a GenBank genome assembly. NCBI's taxonomy places the organism in Eukaryota, Fungi, Basidiomycota, Agaricomycetes, Sebacinales, Serendipitaceae.